AUGGUUAAGAAGGUUACCGGUCUUCUGGCUCUGUCAGGCCCGGCGUUGGCCGGUCUCGCCCACCAAAAGCAGCCCACGGUGACUAAGACCACCACAUUCACGACUACCGAGUGCCCCGUUACUUCUUCUGUGGUGACUUCUGGAACGAAGACUCUGACAGUCCCAAUCACUUUGACCAACACGAUUACUGUCACCACCACUUGGUGCGAGGAUGAGACUCAGCCGCCUACUGGCCACCCAACUGCGCCGACUGGCGGAAAGCCUACUCUUCCUACUGUGACUGGCGGUCCUGUUCCCACUGGCAAGCCUAUCCCAACUGGCAAGCCUAUCCCAACUGGCCAGCCUAUCCCAACUGGCAAGCCCAUCCCCACUGGCCAGCCUAUCCCGACUGGUAGCCCUCGCCCGCCUGUCAGCAACGGCACUGUUACUCCUCCUUUCCAGAACAGCACUGCGCCUCCAGUCAUCCCACCUACCCAGCCGCCUGUUGCCCCUGUCCCUAUCCCGAGUCAACCUGGCCAGCCUGGCACCCCGGGUGUCCCCGGCCAACCUGGUACCCCUGGUGUUCCUGGCCAGCCCGGCACUCCUGGUGUCCCCGGCCAGCCCGGUACUCCUGGUGUCCCCGGCCAACCUGGCACUCCCGGUGUCCCCGGCCAGCCCGGUACUCCCGGCGUUCCUGGCCACCCUGGCACUUCCGGUGUUCCUAGCGUUCCCGGACAGUCUGGUGUUCCUAGCGUUCCCGGACAGCCUGGUGUUCCCAGCGUUCCCGGACAGUCUGGUGUUCCUAGCGUUCCCGGACAGCCUGGUGUUCCCAGCGUUCCCGGACAGUCUGGUGUUCCUAGCGUUCCCGGACAGCCUGGUGUUCCCAGCGUUCCCGGACAGUCUGGUGUUCCUAGCGUUCCUGGACAGAGUGGUAUUCCUGGUCAGCCUGGUCAGCCCGGUACUCCUGGCGUUCCCGGCCAGCCUGGUACCCCCGGUGUCCCUGCUAAGCCCAGUACUCCUGCCGCUCCUAGCGCUCCUGGACAGACUGGUGCCCCUGCUCCUUCCGGCGUCUCUCCCCAGCAGCCUGAGGCCCCCACUGGUGUCUCCCCCGAACAGCCUGAACACCCCACUGGCGUCUCCCCAGAGAAUCCAGAGUUCACUGGUGCCGCCGCCAGCGUCCGCCCCGCGGCUGGAUUCCUCGCUGCUCUCAUGGGAGUUAUGGCCCUCCUCUAG
Molecule: messenger RNA, 1212 nt
Organism: Aspergillus puulaauensis
Lineage: Eukaryota; Fungi; Ascomycota; Eurotiomycetes; Eurotiales; Aspergillaceae
Gene: cspA
Product: putative cell surface protein
Exons: 3
Coding region: 1-1212 (403 amino acids)
Source: RefSeq, a predicted model, not a curated record